Molecule: messenger RNA, 1809 nt
Organism: Scedosporium apiospermum
Lineage: Eukaryota; Fungi; Ascomycota; Sordariomycetes; Microascales; Microascaceae
Product: 3-hydroxy-3-methylglutaryl-coenzyme A lyase/3-methylglutaconyl-coenzyme A hydratase
Exons: 2
Coding region: 1-1809 (602 amino acids)
Biological process (GO): ketone body biosynthetic process; L-leucine catabolic process
Molecular function (GO): hydroxymethylglutaryl-CoA lyase activity
Source: RefSeq, a predicted model, not a curated record
AUGUCGGGGAGAGCUGCCGUGCGCAUUGUCGAAGUCGGCCCGCGCGACGGCCUGCAAAAUAUUCGUGCCCAUGUGCCGACGCCGAUUAAGCGCGAGUUAAUCGAACGUCUCGUGGCAGCGAAAUUGGGCACGGUCGAGCUUACGUCUAUCGUCUCGCCCAAGGCCAUCCCCCAGUUAGCGGACCACGACCAAGUUCUCACGAACCCGAGCAUACUGAGUCUUAUCAGGAAUCCCGAGCUUCGUCUUCCGGUUCUCGUCCCAAAUUUGACGGGAUUCCAGCAAGCGUUAAAGUACGGCGUCCGAGAAGUUGCAGUCUUCAUUAGUGCGACGGAAGGGUUUAGCAGGGCCAACGUCAAUUGUACCGUCGAGCAAGGCCUCCAAAGAGCAGCUGAGGUGACGAAAGCGGCCAAGAGUCACGGUGUAGCCGUGCGAGGUUAUAUUUCUUGCAUCUUCGCAUGCCCCUAUGAUGGUCCUACACCCCACACGGCUGUCCUUCAUUGCGUGAAAAGCCUCCUCAAAGCUGGUUGCUACGAGGUCUCCCUAGGUGACACAAUCGGCGUCGGAACUCCAGGAAAGACGCGCGAGCUGCUCACUUUUCUGCUCACAAACGGCAUACAACCCUCCCAGCUUGCCGGCCACUUCCACGACACCUACGGUCAAGCACUCGCCAACGCAUGGGAGGCCUACCAGUGCGGCAUACGGGUAUUCGACAGUAGCGUGGCUGGCCUAGGAGGGUGUCCGUACGCCCCCGGGGCUCGAGGGAACCUAUCUACCGAGGACCUUGUGUAUAUGUUUGAAGGGGCGGGUAUUGAUACGGGAGUCGAUUUAGGACGCCUCGCUGAGACUGGCGACUGGAUAUCCUCGCUGCUCAAGAUACCAAACGGGAGCAGGGCUGGCGUCGCGACCUUAGCGAAGCAAGAGAUGACGGCCACAAAGCUUUCGCAUCCCGUAGAACAGCUCGCGACACCAUUCCGAUGGAAAAUUGUCAGAGCUGCGGGGGGUCUGACUAUUCUCCGUGACCGCAAGACGGCCAAGGUCAUCCUCGAUAACCCCCAAAACGGCAACGCACUAACUGCCAAUAUGAUUAGCGAACUGACCGCCUUUUUCCAUGACAGCAAACGGGAUAAGUCACUAUCCCGCAUUAUUCUGACCGCUAACGGAAGAUACUUCUGUACAGGAAUGGACUUGUCCAAGGGAGGUAGCCCGGUCGGAAAGGGUGGUAGGACCUCUACGGACCAGUUCAACCUCUUGACGGACCUCUACAAGGCGAUUGACGACGCGGCCCAGGUGACGAUUGCUGGGAUCAACGGCCCUUGCUUUGGCGGCGGAGUCGGUCUCGCGUUAGCCUGCGACAUCCGGAUUGCGUCACCCAACGCGACGAUCACUCUCAGCGAAACAAAGCUCGGCCUAGCUGCCGCUACAAUUUCGAAAUACGUGGUGCGGGAGCUAGGAAUUCCUUUUGCAAGAGAGGCCCUUCUCUCAGGCCGGACCAUACCGGCCUCGGAACUGAAGCAGAAAAGUGUUGUCACCUUAGUAGCCGACAAUGCAGGGACUCUGGACCAAACAAUUGACAGUUACACGUACUCUCUGCGGCAAUGCGCUCCUAAAGCUUCCGCAAUGUCGAAGGAAUUGAUCAAAUUGGGAUGGAAUUCCGCAGGUUCGCAGGCGCAGGAAGAAGGGAUCAAGAAAAUCUUCGAAGCAAUGAUGCGACCAGACGCGGAAGGUUCCAAGGGUCUCGCGGCAUUCCAAUCCGGGCUGAGGAAGAUUGACUGGGAUGAGUUCGCCGCGUCGGAUAAGGCAAAGCUUUGA